Messenger RNA from Cicer arietinum (chickpea), 491 nucleotides. RefSeq lists its product as uncharacterized. Gene Ontology annotation, biological process: guard cell differentiation; stomatal complex development. Lineage: Eukaryota; Viridiplantae; Streptophyta; Magnoliopsida; Fabales; Fabaceae. The record is from RefSeq and is a predicted model, not a curated record.
UACCACCAAAAAAUAUCACCAUGUUUGUGAACAAAUUCCAUUUUUAUUCUGGUAUUUUAUUUUUCUUCCUUUCAAUUUUCACAACGAUCUUCAGCACUACUACUACCUCAUAUUUACAUAUUUAUCAGAAUGUUAACGAGGAAAUUGGAGAAGGGGUCCCACUUGUUGCCGAAGCACCUGAGGAAAUAGGAGAAGGGAUUCCACUUGUUGCCGAUGCACCUGACUUGAGCUCUGAACCUCCGAGCUGCAUAAACAAGUGUGAGACAUGUAAUCCAUGUGAACCAACUCUAGUGAUUCUUGCUCCUGUGUCUUCACCUUCAGUAUUUGAUCGCUCAGUAUCUGCACCUCCUACAGAGAUGCCAGAGCAGCCACACUCAUAUCCAAAUGCUUGGAGAUGCAAGUGCGGGGACAAGUUAUAUCCAGCAGAAAAUUAAUUUUCACACCAAUUUUACACUUCAUGAUAAUAUUUAACUAUCACUAUGUUUGAUGUA